AUGGCGCAGCGGAGCUCGCCCCUGGGUUGCCCGUGCUGGCGGGGAGCUCCGCCCCUGGACUGGCCGCGCCUCCGGGGAGGGCGUGCCCCCUGGGAUGGCUGCGCUGCCGGGGAGUGCCGCCCUUCGGCUGGCCGCGCCGCCGGGGAGCACUGCCCCUGGGAUGGCCGCGCCGCCGGGGAGCACUGCCCUUGGGCUGGCCGCACCGCCGGGAGCUCCGCCCCUGGGCUGGCCACUCCUCUAGGGAACGCGCUAAGUAUGCCCUUCUGGCACCAGUGCACCGGCGGCGGCCGACCAGUCCCACUCCCACCACCAGUGAACCGGCGGCAGCCGCCUCUUCUCCGGCUCCGAAGCAGCUCCGCGAGAUCUUUCGGCGCUUCGACAUGGACGACGACGAUAGCCUGA
Molecule: messenger RNA, 402 nt
Organism: Miscanthus lutarioriparius
Lineage: Eukaryota; Viridiplantae; Streptophyta; Magnoliopsida; Poales; Poaceae
Source: the annotation of a GenBank genome assembly